AGUUAACGACGCCUUGUCUUAUGGAGUGGAUGUUUUUGCUAAAACACUGCACAUUGACUCCACGCGCCAAAAUGCAUUUCGUUUAGAGAGAAACGUUACUUUUUGGUGGAAUUUUGUGUGAAAGAAAAGAAAAUCUGUGUGAAGUUUUUUUUUGCCAACGGUCAGUGCACUCAAAAAGGACUCCAAGAAAUUUUUUUGUGACUUCAAGUGUCUCUUUAGGACGCAAAUUUUAUCGAAUGUCCCCUUAAAAAUUUGUUUGUGGAGAAUUUUACAGAAUUUCGUUGAAUUUCUCUGAAUUUCUUCGAUUUUGUGAUUUAAGAACAUUUUCUAAGUGUUUGAAUUUUCCGUUAAUCGAAUGGACAAUAAUUCUCGACGAUUUUUUUUCUCGAUCAUAAUCGAAUUGACAAUUUUCACAAAUUACAAUCACUUUUAAUUAUCCAAUUAAAAGUAAAUUAAGAGACGAAAGAAUAAGAAUUAGAAGGAAAAAAAUUCCAUCAGUGUUUUCUGCAGACAUAAAUUAAGAACAUUCGGACCAAAUGGUGGCACCAACAGACGAAUCUUUAUUGAAGAUUAUUUAUUGAUUAAUUAAAAUUAAUUUUCAUCAUUUGGUGUUUGGGUUUGUGUUGUGCUGUGAAGCUGCGUCGAAUUGAUACCAAUUGUGUGCUUGAUUUCGUCACAUGCGAGGAAGAUUUUUUUUUAUUUCUUUCAUAAAUUCUUCUUUUUGCCGGGUACCGUGAAAAACUCUAAGGACACUUAACGAAAGACGAGAAAAAGAAACAAAUUAAUUACUAAAUUUAAUUAAUCGUGAUUAAUUAGAAGUGAAACACUGAACACACAAAUCAGCCGGAUUUCAUUUGGAACUAAUAGAGUAUAACCGUCAAAUUUUGAUUAAGUUCUUUGGUGUUUUUUUCGGUGUUGCAAAACUAUUCAAGGCAAUAUUUCGUUCAGUUAUUCUUUGCAAAUAAUAUUCUGUGCGGUUUAAAACAUUAAAAUAAAAUAAACUAUAAACUUUGUGCUGUGUUGGUUUUUCUUUGCAUUGACUGUGCAAUUAAACAACGUUUAACCAAAUAAAUUUAGUGAAACGUUUAAAUAAAAAACUUAACGAAAGUUUUUAUAAAAAUCAGCUAAACGACAUUUUCAUCAAAUCCCGUCGAAUUUUCUAAUAAUCAAGUAAAACACUUCAUGCUGAUUUGGUCACCACGUGGUUGAACUUUUGAGGUGAAAGAGUGUCCGUAGAGAGCAUCAAAAGUUAGCGCAGCAGCAGCAAAGACAAAAAACUCGUAAUUUUUUUUCUCUUGCUUCCCGCCAAAACAACGACACAGUGGAAAAAGCUCAAGGAGUUCCAAUUCUGAACGCUUCCGACGAGUCGGGAUGCGAGUCUGAUAUGGCAGAGGGUUGCGAGGAAGCAGCUGAGAAUAGCAAUAGUGGCAGUGGUGAAGCCAUUGCGAUGCUCGGGGGCACAGUAAUGCCCUGUGAAUCAUCAUCGGGACCCACAUUGGGUGUCAUCAAGCGCGAACUGGAGUCCAUUCAGGCCAAUACCAGCAACACCAUGACACCAUCAUCCACAUCCUCAUCCCCGACCAUUCUACAGCAGCAGCAGCAUCCAAUCAAUCUCAAAUCAGAGGUAAGAUGUCCUGAGAGAAAAACCUUCUUUGUUGAUGACGAUACAUUCAUGGAUUUCUCUGAAAGCGAAAGAGAUGGCGAGAGUACUCCGCCGGCGAGUCCACAGCACGUACCGCCGUCACAUAUGAACGAGCGCCUUGCUACGGGUCUUUUUAGUGCAUCAAUGCUAAGCGGUGAACGACAGCCGGCGUCUGAGCAUGCAAAAGCAGCCGCAGCAGCUGCUGCUGUUGCUCAAGCCCAUCUUAAUGGAACUAUGCAGGGAAUGCUAAAUCUACAGAAGCUACAGAAUCUCGCUACAAUUCAGCACGCCUCCAUGCCGCCAUCAUUGAGUGGCCUUCAGGGGCUGGCGGCGGGUCUAUCGUCGCUCAAUUCGCCGCUGAAUCUCAGCGUAACGGGUGGGAAUGCACCAAUGACGGCCAGCGGCGGAACUGCCAAUGCCGGCGGUAGUGGUGAUGGAAGUAGCGGGAGUGGUGCAAUCGGAAGUGCACAGCUGCCGCAAUUAAUUCUAGCCUCGGGACAACUGGUGCAGGGCAUUCAGGGGGCACAACUACUAAUACCCACGUCACAAGGAAUUGCAACACAAACCAUCCUCACAAUUCCUGUUAGUCAGCAAGUUCACUCAAAUGAGCAACUUGUGCAACAUUUGGCGGCUCUUAGCAAUGGCACGACGGCUCUCAAUGGCCCCGUGACGCCGCCAAUUCUCAAUCGGCACCUUCUCUCGAAUGGCGUCCAGCAGCUCUUGGCUGCCGUCCAGCCAGCGCUCUUUGGUGCCACGAGUCCACAUCAAACAAUGCCACAAGCCCCCGUGACGCCGGUGACGAAUGUUUCUCCGCGGCGGAUGCCGUCGACGUCGCCGCCGCUGCAUCAUCGGAGCAUGCACACAUCACCGAAGGCUAGUCCACCACGUGGAGCUGCAUCGUCGCAUCAUCCAUUUGAGAAAUUGCCAACGACCACUGCUACGAGUACAUCGCAAGCCCCACAUUCGCCUCUCUACACGGGGCAGCCGUCCAAUGGCCUCGGGUGCGCCGGCGGUGGACCCCAAAUGCCGCCUGGGUCGACGGCGCAAAGCCAAACGUCACUCCAUCACACAACAACUAGCUCAAGUCGACUUUCUCCCAUUCCAGCGGCCAUGAACAGGCUAUCGUCACAAAAUGGCGAAUUAACCAUCACAAAAUCCCAUGGGCCAUCACCAAGUCAUAGUUCAUCGGGUUCUGGAUCAAAUCACCCCUCAAGCCAACACACUGUGCCCCCAAUGAAGCUAAGUCCGUCCUCAAUGCAUCUCUCACCAACUGGCACGGACAAUUCCAAUGCCGAUUUCCUUGCGGAUUCACCAAAUGAACCCACCAUUAAUCAGGCAACGUGCAACGUGGUCGAUGGCAUUGACCUGGAUGAGAUUAAGGAAUUUGCCAAAGCCUUCAAGUUGCGACGCCUGUCGCUUGGUCUCACGCAAACACAGGUCGGUCAGGCGCUAUCCGUAACAGAGGGCCCAGCCUACAGCCAGAGUGCCAUAUGCAGCAGUGCCCUCGCCGCACAGAUGUAUGCAGCGCAAUUCUCAACGCAACAACAGGCUAUGUUUGAAAAAUUGGACAUCACCCCAAAGAGUGCUCAGAAGAUUAAACCAGUCCUCGAGCGAUGGAUGAAAGAGGCAGAAGAAAGUCACUGGAAUAGGUACAAAAGCGGCCAGAACCAUUUGACGGACUUUAUAGGGGUUGAACCAUCGAAGAAGAGAAAACGAAGGACCUCCUUUACCCCACAAGCCCUUGAAUUGCUCAAUGCGCACUUUGAACGCAACACCCAUCCUUCAGGUACAGAAAUAACUGGCCUAGCACACCAAUUGGGGUAUGAGCGUGAAGUUAUACGAAUUUGGUUCUGCAACAAGCGUCAGGCCUUAAAGAAUACAGUCCGAAUGAUGUCCAAAGGAAUAGUUUAAGGAUAAAUUUAAAAAGAAAACAAAAACACGUGGGAGGAAUUUUUGCGCACGGAUCUCACCUUUUUCCCUGUGAGAUAAUGACCUUCAACCCCACACUCAACCACCACCAACAUACAUUUCAUAUCACCUCUAUCACUGUGUUAGAGAGACGUUAAAUUUAAAGAAAAGGAAAAGAAAACUAAAUAGUAGGAGAUAGAAGAAAAAUGAGGAAAAUGCUGUAGAAGUGUAAAAAAAUGGUUUUAGAACUCCCUUUAAGAUGGAAAAAAAUGACGUGAGAAUGAAAGAAAUUUUAUGCAAAAGGGUGUUUGUAUAAAAGAAAAAAAAUGAAAACAACAAAUAAUCUGUAAAUAAAGUAAGAAGAAAAAAUUUCAAGAAUUUUAACUUAAUGUUUAAGGAUGUUAUAGAAAAAGAAAAAAAAUGCAUUUUGCCAUAAAUUAUUUCGUAGACUUUGCACAUAUUUUAGUAAAACUUUAUUUUCUCUUUUAAUUAAUUAUUUUUCUUGUUUUUUUUUUUAGCUCUUUAGGAUUUCUUAGGAAAGAUUUAUUUUAUCAAUUUAAAACCCCCAAAAUGGGGCGUUAGAAAAAAAGAAGAUAAAAUACAAACCAAUAAAUUAGAAAUGAAAAAGAAUUUUACAAAGAUGGGUCUUAAUCUUUUGAUCAGAAAAUAAUUAUUUGUAGUCAGGGGAAUGUUUUAUAUUGAUCGGGAUAAUAUACCAUGUGGAAUUGAACAUUUUUUUUUCCUUAGAUAUUACAAUAAAAGUUAUAAAUGAAUGUUUUUGUGAGUUAAAAUAAUCUUAAUAAAAAAAAUAUGGGAAGUUUUAUGAGCUAAAAAGUAUCCUUUUACAAGAAAAAAAGUUUUUUUUUAAUAAAAGAAAUGAUUUUUACAUGGAAAAGAACAUAAUUUGAGUCAAAUCGAAAAGAUUUUUCUGAUCAAAUGAACCGAUAUUUUGCGAUUAAUUAAAAAUGUUUUUUUUUUAUUUAAAAAAAGAUAUAAAUUUCAAACAAAAUGAUUUUUUUUAUUUAAAAAGAAAAUUGUUCCAAAAAGAUUUUUCUACCUAAUCUCUAAAUAAGAAAAGAGAAUCUUGUUUUAAGUUAAAAUUAAAAAAAAAAAAAGGCUGUCGGGCCAAAAAAUGGAAUUUUUCUGAUUUAAAAAGAAAUCUUUCAGGUUGAACGGAUAAUCUCGAUUCCUGAUUAAAGAAUUAAGAUUGUUUAUUUAAAAUAAGGAACGUUUCUUUGAGUUCAAAAAAAUUAAGAAAUUCUGAGUUAAAAAAUCCAAUUAAACGUCAAAUGAGUUUAAAAAGAACAUUUUUCUAAUGAACAAAUUAACGUUUUCGAAGAAAUUUUUAAUUCUCUUCAAAUAAAAACGUUCUUUUGACCAAAAGGACAAUUUUUCCCGACAAAAUGGAACAUUUUCUUAUUCAAUUCGAAUUAAAUCAAAAAUUCUGCUGACAAAAAUGAAUAAUUUUCUGACCAAAAGAUUUUUCCCGUUGAACGGUGUGUCAUCGAUUUAUGAGUUCAAAUUAACUUGUAAAGUGUAUUAAAUUUAAUUCUUUAGUAAUUAAUUAAUUUAGCUUCCCUCACCCAGAGCUUAAGGAGUUUAAUUAAUUAUUAUUUCAUUUUAAUUACAAAUUAAAAAUUUUUGUGACCUCUUAGUUGAUUCGCUGUGGCCAUUGGACAAAAAAAUCUUUGUAAUUUACAAAAUAAAAAAAAACCUUCAUCAUGAUUUUUGUUAUAAAAUGGCAAAAAAUAUGUGAAACCAAAGUUCCUAUACUUAUUAGACAGGCGUGUGGGUGGUAGAUGAGGGUGAAUUCUUAGAAAAGUAAAUUGAAAAGAAAAACAUUUUCUGGGAAAUUUAUUUGAAAAAAAAUUAAAUAAAUAAAAUUAUCCCAGAAAAAUGAGAAAUUGUGUAAAAUAGAAAGAAUUCUGAAUGGAAAAGUCAAGAAAAAACUUUCAGCUGGGGAGAAUCAAAAAAUGAGGAAGUGAAAAAAGAUUUAAAAAACUACAGGACACGGAAGAAUUCCUUUUAAAAACAACAAAAAUAUAUAAAUACAAAAAAUACGUAGUAGGGAUUAAGUUUUAAUAUUGUUGAUUUACAUAGACAAAAGAAAUUAAUAAAAAUGAUAUAAAAUGGACAUAAAAAAUAUUGAAUAAUUUAAUUUUCAUUUUCCUUUCUCAAAGGAAAUCCAUUUUCCCAAAAAAAAUAUUUAUGAAAAAAUAUCCAAAAAAUAAACACAAUAAAAACAUGUAAAAAAAAGUAAUAAAUGAAAUUUAAAAAUCACGAAAAAAAAUAUUAAGACAUGAUAAUUUUUGAGAAAACAAAAAAUAAAUCACACACAAGAUAUAAAAAAUCACAAAAAAUAAAUUUAAAAAAAUGAGUAAAAAGUAUGAAUGUGAUUAGAAAUGUAUACCGAAAAAAAAUCCAAGUUCGACGAAGAAUUUUUUUUUUGAGAAAAAAAGAGACCUUAAAAAUACUAAUUAAAAAAAAUAAAAAAACACAUUCAAGGAUCACAGAUAAAAUUGUAGAAUUUAAGUAAAUUGCUAAAAGAAGAAGGAAAAAAUGAAGUGAAUCAUAGUUUUAAAAAUUUCUGUAAAAACAAAUCACUUAAGUAAUAAUAAUAAAAAUUUAAGAAAAUUAAACAA
Messenger RNA from Lutzomyia longipalpis, 6192 nucleotides. RefSeq names its product POU domain, class 6, transcription factor 1 (gene pdm3). The record is from RefSeq and is a predicted model, not a curated record. NCBI's taxonomy places the organism in Eukaryota, Metazoa, Arthropoda, Insecta, Diptera, Psychodidae. The transcript has 13 exons. The coding region runs from base 1385 to 3553 and encodes 722 amino acids. Gene Ontology annotation, biological process: regulation of transcription by RNA polymerase II. Gene Ontology annotation, molecular function: DNA-binding transcription factor activity, RNA polymerase II-specific; RNA polymerase II cis-regulatory region sequence-specific DNA binding.